Microbotryum saponariae is the source of this 1261-nucleotide messenger RNA. The record is from the annotation of a GenBank genome assembly. Lineage: Eukaryota; Fungi; Basidiomycota; Microbotryomycetes; Microbotryales; Microbotryaceae.
AUGGGAAUCGGUGCGAACCGAUCCAACUCCAAGUCCCCCUCGGUCCGACCUCAAGCGCUGCCAACAGGCAACUCGAGCAACGCGCCGUUCACCAACUCCGCCAACCCCGCCGGAGGACUUACACGGGGGCAACAGCAGAAUGACCGACUGUACCUCUGCUUGCCCUUCGUCAAGGCCGCUCUCGUCAAGGGCAACUUCAAGACGAUCGUCGCUCUGCCGAAAUGUGAGCCGGCACCACCCCGCCUUACCCGUCGUGGCGCUGGGCAGCGAGGGCCGCCACGUAUACUGGACCGUUUGCAAGUCGGUCCACUAAUUCGGAGUAAUUGCUUCUCUUUGAUGUCAGAUGUCGAUGUCAAUGAAUGGGUUGCGGUCAACCGUGAGUGUGACAAUGCCUCAUCGUACACCUGUACCAGAGCUUGGUGGAGCGACGGUCGAAGCUUCUGCGCGCUGCCUUCACAUAAAAUAAAUCAAAAUUACUGACCCCUCCUUGAGCACAUCUGAUCGAUGCCGCAGUCGUCGACCUGUUCAACAACCUCAACUUGUUCUACUCGGUCGUGACCGAAUUCUGCACGAUCGAGAACAACCCGACCAUGUCGGCAGGCCCAGGGUCAGUGGUGAAGCUUUCUGCAAAGGCGGGGCGAGAGCCAAGCUGAUCUUGCUAUGCUCUUGAAUCGUGAGGAUAACAGGAUGGACUACACGUGGAUCGAUGCGAACCGAAAACGCGUCAAGCUGCCCGCACCUCAGUACAUUGACUACGUGCUCACAUGGGUCGAAGGUUUGAUCAAGGACGAAUCAGUAUUCCCUACCAAAGCAGGUCAGUACAGUACCCAUUUAGCUCACGCGAAUACCCAUAGAGCUUGUGUUGACUCUGCCUCGCGAUCGCUUCAGGACGCGAGUUCUCGCCCAACUUCCCCUCGGUCGCCCGACACAUCUACACCCAACUGCUUCGCAUCUUUGCCCACCUCUACCACGCCCACUAUCCGAUCUUCCUCCACUUGUCCUCAGAGGGACACCUCAACUCCUUGUUCGCCCACUUCUUGACGUUCGGCAGGGAGUUCGAUCUCUUGGAGGAGAAGGAGACUAGGGCACCCAAAGAGGGCUGGCCCUUUGUGAUUGGGGAUCUGAUGGAUGUGAGUCGACCCCUUCAGUCUCAGACCUUGGCGACAGUAGGCGCAGUGAGCUGAUCCCAAACCAUGUCUCGGCCUUGCUCAUCGAAACCGAACAUCAGGCCUGGAAGGGACUCGGUAUCCUCGAACCCUGA